Molecule: messenger RNA, 3206 nt
Organism: Cynoglossus semilaevis (tongue sole)
Lineage: Eukaryota; Metazoa; Chordata; Actinopteri; Pleuronectiformes; Cynoglossidae
Gene: mknk1
Product: MAPK interacting serine/threonine kinase 1
Exons: 14
Coding region: 159-1553 (464 amino acids)
Biological process (GO): protein phosphorylation
Molecular function (GO): protein kinase activity; ATP binding
Source: RefSeq, a predicted model, not a curated record
UUAUGUCAAAUGGGAGGGACCAAUGUUUGUUGCUUGCUUUCCCGCUCCAGCUUGCGUCAGCAGCUGUUUGAGUGAUGGAGUUUCAACGAGCGUUGGAUCUUAACACCAUCCCGCAGGGGCUGUGACACAGGGCCUGGUGCAGUUUGGCAGGUGCAGUUAUGGUGUGGCACAACAUGAUGACUGAGUUACAGGUUCUACAGCCUUCUCUACAGGGUAUGCCACUGUCUUUGAGCCAAAUAGGACAGAGCUGUGGGGCAACUCAAGAAAGUGACAUUUUCCCAGAGGACAGACGACACCUUUCCCAAGGCCCACUUGAUUUGGAACAAAGCCAACCAGUAAACAUUCCAGAUGUGGCAAAAAGAAAGAAGAAGAAAAGAACUAAGGCAACAGAGAGCUUUACGGGCACUUUCCAUGAGCUCUACAAGCUGACAGAUGAAGUCCUUGGUCAGGGUGCUUAUGCCAAAGUUCAAGGAUGCAUAAACAUGCAGAAUGGACAGGAGUUUGCUGUUAAGAUAAUAGAAAAAACUGCAGGUUACAGCCGCAGCCGUGUUUUCCGAGAAGUGGAGACACUCUACCAGUGUCAGGGAAACAAGAAUAUUUUGGAGUUGUUCCACUUCUUUGAAGACAGCACCUGCUUUUAUUUGGUAUUUGAAAAGCUCCGUGGAGGUUCAAUUCUCACACAUAUACAAAACCGUAAGCACUUUGAUGAGUUGGAGGCCAGUAAGGUGGUCAGAGAUAUUGCCCUAGCCCUUGACUUCUUACACACUAAAGGCAUUGCUCAUCGAGACCUCAAGCUAGAGAACAUCUUGUGUGAAUUUCCAAAUCAGGUGUCACCUGUGAAGAUUUGUGACUUUGACCUGGGCAGUGGAGUGAAGCUAAGCAGUGCCUGUACUCCUAUAACAACCCCAGAGCUCACCACACCUUGUGGCUCAGCCGAGUACAUGGCUCCAGAAGUGGUGGAAGUCUUCACUGAUGAGGCCUCCUUCUAUGACAAACGCUGUGACCUCUGGAGCCUCGGAGUCAUCCUCUACAUCCUGCUGAGUGGUAGCCCACCAUUCACAGGUCACUGCGGCACUGACUGCGGCUGGGAUCGAGGAGAAACCUGCAGAACCUGUCAGAGUAAUCUGUUUGAAAGCAUCCAGCAGGGGAAGUACGAGUUUCCAGACAAGGACUGGUCUCACAUCACAGACAAAGCCAAGGAUCUCAUCUCUAAGCUCCUUGUACGAGAUGCUACACUUCGCCUAAGUGCUGCUGAGGUUUUAAACCACCCAUGGGUGCAAGGGGAUGCCCCAGAGAGAGGUCUUCCCACCCCUCACGUUCUACAAAGGAACAGUAGCACCAAAGAUUUGACCCUGUUUGCAGCAGAAGCCAUUGCCUUUAACCGUCAGCUGUCCCAGCAUGAUGAGCAGCAGGAGGAGGAGGGGGUGGCGGUGAUCGUCUGCUCCAUGAGACUUUCUCCUCCGUCCAACUCCAGGCUGGCUCGUAGAAGAGCAGAGUCCAAUGCCCUUCGCUCCCAGGACUUCACUUCUUCCUUUGACGACCCUGCAGCCUGAAGGAGCAGUACAAGUCCACAGUCAUAUCUUUUAAGCUUCCGCCUUUCCCUCAAUUGGUUUCCAAUGAUCUAGAAAGCAUCUUAAAUUUAAAUUUAAUUUUUCCACAUUUUAAAACUGUUUGACACUAGAAAAAGGCUGUAAAGUGACAAAAUGUGGAAAACGUCAUCACCAUGAACUUUGCGUUUCACGGGAUUUUCACUUCUUUUUUUUUUUUUUUAACUCACUGUGACAGCACUAAGGUGACAGUUAUUUGUUACCACCUCGCUGGUUAAUAUGCCUGGUAUUUGAAAAACAUACAAAGUCUUUAAAUAUUUAUUUAUUUACAAUAUUUUAUACAGUUUAUAACAUUUUCUUUUGUCUCAGACUGUGAAUUGACUGUUACUUAAGUGUUACUGCAGGAAAAACAGUCUUAUUUUUUAAUUCUGUAUGCAGUCUGAAGAUAAGACAAAAAUCCACUACAAGUAUAAGAGGAUUCAAAAAGUAUGUUGCAAAUAAUUUGCAAGUUAUUCCAGCCUACACGGAAACAUACUUAAUUUAGGCCAAUAAAGUAAUGUUUUUAUUUGUAGCUAUUUCCUGUCACCACCAGCUUCCAUUAGCACCAACAUAAGCUACUGAUUUAGCCAAAGGGAAAAUAUUUAAGUGGCUCUUACAAUAAGAGUUUUAUAGCUCUCUUAGAACUGUAUUUUUAAAGCAGGUUUUAAAACUUUACCUCAGACUCUGAUUUGCACCAUGUCUCCACAUGUUCUUAGUGUAAAAAAACACCAUCCCUGAAAGUCUGGUUCUCCUUCCAUUCUACUGGACCUGCACUUACAGUAACAACAUAUCAUGGAUUAUUAAGUCUAAAUGAUGUGAAUGCGUUGAGUAUUCUUUGGUUUCUAGUUUUAUGUGAAGAUAAGGAUACCAUACUGAAUUAAGAGAUGUUUAUUUUUAUAAACCAUAGUUUGUCAUCUUUCUGUUUGUUCUGUGGAUUCUUAUUAUUCGGUUGGUUUGGGUCUGUGAAUGUGUCAGUUGGAAAAAAAAAAUCAGUUAACUAAAAAUGAUGUAUAUAUUUACCAAUAUUACUAGUAUAUUUACUGAUUUUGAUUGAUGUACUGUAUGUAGACAGAGCUAACUAGUGGUGUGAAAGAUUAAUGAACGGUUAAAUGAAAGAAAAAAAAGUGUUGAUGUAUUUUCAUCGUGACUACAUACAGUAAUUGCAACAUUUAUUUAUGCCAUUUUAUCAACACUGUAUUUUUAUUAUUUUUAUUUCUGGACACGCUGUUUUAAUCUUCAUCUUCCACUACUGUAUCCUUUUACUGUUACUUUAAUGCUUUUUCCAAUCCGAUUUACCAGCGCCACCAGGGCCAGGCCAUUGCUAUAGCAACAAAUGGCCUUUACAGAAUAGCAGGGAUUAAAGGUGAUGUUUCUGAGCUCAUACACACAUUAAAGAAGAACUGAUUACCAGGUUAGAGCACUCUCACGAAUCAUAAAACUCUCUCCCUCUCUCUGUCUCAUUACCCUGUGCUGACAGUGAGUGAGAUUACUGGGAGCUAAUUGGUUUGGAAUUAUUUCCUAAUGUUAACUGUUAGUGAACUCACUUCUUAGCAGUCUUCCUGUCAACAAUGACUCUUAUAAUUUGAGUUUUACCUUCUUAAUAAAACAAACUGUCCAACA